Tripterygium wilfordii is the source of this 2450-nucleotide messenger RNA. RefSeq names its product probable protein phosphatase 2C 6. The transcript has 5 exons. The coding region runs from base 490 to 2136 and encodes 548 amino acids. Gene Ontology annotation, biological process: protein dephosphorylation. Gene Ontology annotation, molecular function: cation binding; protein serine/threonine phosphatase activity. Lineage: Eukaryota; Viridiplantae; Streptophyta; Magnoliopsida; Celastrales; Celastraceae. The record is from RefSeq and is a predicted model, not a curated record.
UGGAUUUGACACUUGUCACCUUUCUCUCACUUACUCACUUUACACACACUCUCUCUCUGUUGUCUUCUUGCUUGCUCCCUUCGAACUCUCAAAACACCCACAAACGUUGCUGUUAAUAUAUUUUUUAAAGAAAAGGAUCAGCAGAAAGAACAAGUUAUCUUUUUUCAAUUGUGGAUGAAAGUGAGUAGAGAAGAUUCCAGAUUGUAGUUUCCUCAAAAUGGAAGUUUGGAUUCAUUGUUGUUGACCAGAUCUGAUUGUUCAUAUCCCUUUCACAACCUUUUUCAGCCACCUAUGUCUUGCAUCUCAUGAUUCUGCUUCCUCUUCCGGUAAGAUUUGAGUUGUUUCCAAGGCAUGGGAAUUAGUAGCGUUCACAUCCUAAGAUCAUUCUUUAUAAGAGAAGAGGUUGAUAAAUUAGUUGAAUAAUGACAACCUGUGUGAUUCUAGAGGCAUUGGAAGGUAACUUUUUCUACUGCCCAGAUAAAGAUUUUGAUGGAGGAGAUGCCUCCUGCGGUCACAGUGCCAUUUAGAGUAGGUAACUCAGUCUGUGAUAAUCCAUUCUUAGCUAACCAUAUGGAUAUCACAAGACUGAAACUGAUGGCAAACACAAGUGGGUUGUUAUCUGGUUCUGUAACUGAGGUCUCUACUGCUGGGGAUGAACAUAGUAUUUGUGAUUUAGAUAAUGGAUUUACUGAUACUGUUGAGACUGUGUCGGAAUAUGAGAGGGAAGAGGGAGCCCCCUUGUUGGAAAUGAUCUCUGACAACAAAAGCAAUUGGGUUGCUAGUGCUGAUGUGAUAACCCGGGAAAGCGAGGACGAUGAUUCCUUAUCAUUGGAGGCUGAUCAAAUUCUUGAUAGCUCUUGUUCCCUUUCGGUGGCAAGCGACACUAGUAGCUUAUGCGGAGAGGAUUUCUUGACAUUUGAUGCUAGUUCUGAGGUUGGAGCGCCUAGUUCGACUGGAAUUGAAAAGAUCAUUUGCAGUGUUGAUAUAAUCACAAAGGCCACUAGCGUGGCUGAAUCAAAUUGUGUGACAGAUAUUGUGAGCAAUCCCCUUGCUGUGGGAGUACGCCUUGGAGAAGAUGUUAGAGAUGGGCCUGACCCAAAGCCAUCUGCAGUUGUUCUUCAAUUUUCACUGGAGAGACAGGUGAGUGGAACAGUUGGACGCAGUGUUUUUGAAGUUGAGUAUGUACCACUUUGGGGAUUUACAUCCCUAUGUGGACGAAGACCUGAGAUGGAAGAUGCACUUGCAACUGUGCCUCAGUUUAUGAAAAUUCCUAUCCAAAUGCUAAUUGGUGAUCGCAUAAUUGACGGCAUGAGUAAGUUCUUGACCCAGCAGACUGCUCAUUUCUUUGGAGUCUAUGAUGGUCAUGGUGGCUCUCAGGUUGCAAACUAUUGUCGCAAUCGUGUCCAUUCUGCCUUGGCUGAGGAGACAGAGUUUGUUAGGCAAUCCCUAAAUGGUGGGAGCAUGAAGGUUAGUUGCCAAGAAGAAUGGAGAAAAGCAUUCACCAAUUGUUUUGUUAAGGUAGAUGCUGAAAUUGGAGGAAAAGCCAAUAAUGAACCUGUCGCCCCAGAGACUGUGGGGUCUACUGCUGUUGUUGCCAUCAUCUGUUCAUCUCAUAUAAUUGUAGCAAACUGUGGAGAUUCAAGAGCAGUUCUAUGUCGUGGAAAAGAACCAAUGGCAUUGUCAGUGGAUCAUAAACCAAAUCGAGAAGAUGAAUAUGCUAGAAUCGAAGCCGCCGGAGGCAAGGUUAUACAAUGGAAUGGACAUCGUGUUUUUGGUGUUCUUGCCAUGUCAAGGUCUAUUGGUGAUAGAUAUUUGAAACCAUGGAUUAUUCCAGAUCCAGAAGUCACAUUUAUUGCUCGGGCAAAAGAUGAUGAGUGUCUCAUUCUGGCCAGUGAUGGUUUGUGGGAUGUGAUGACAAAUGAAGAGGCAUGUGAUCUGGCUCGCAAACGAAUACUAGUCUGGCACAAAAAGAACGGUGUCACACUUCCCCACGAGAGGGGCGAUGGAAUCGAUCCUGCAGCUCAAGCAGCAGCAGAGUAUUUGUCAAACCGUGCUCUUCAAAAAGGAAGCAAGGACAACAUCACUGUGAUUGUGGUGGAUCUGAAAGCUCAGAGAAAAUUCAAGACAAAAACAUGAUAAUUUCUUCCUCCUUCCUUCAGCUGCUGGAUUUGUUGACUUGAAGAUGCAAUUUAGUUAUGGCCAUCUAUUUUUCACCGGGGUUACCAUAGACCAGGGAUCAUUCUAGUACUUUUUUCUAUGUCAAUUUCUCUUGUUAUUAUAAGCCAUACAUUGUUCUGGCUGUGUAAAUCUUCUCUGUUUGUUUAGGGAUAGGAGAUCCUGACAGUUACAUGCAUUUGGUGAUAUGCCCGUUGUAUUCGUUGUACCUCCGAGUGAAGAGGCUCUGUGAGGUGCACACUCUACUAUUUCAACGGCAUGGACGAUCCUUGUCA